Lizanozyma spartinae is the source of this 2964-nucleotide messenger RNA. RefSeq lists its product as uncharacterized. Gene Ontology annotation, biological process: mitotic spindle organization; regulation of mitotic cell cycle. Gene Ontology annotation, cellular component: mitotic spindle. Bases 1 to 2964 code for a protein of 987 amino acids. Lineage: Eukaryota; Fungi; Ascomycota; Pichiomycetes; Serinales; Debaryomycetaceae. The record is from RefSeq and is a predicted model, not a curated record. Gene Ontology annotation, molecular function: protein binding. The transcript has a single exon.
AUGACUUGGAACCUUUCAAUUGAUAAGAUAAUAGGUACCUCUACCACCAGCGCUGCCCAAUGGACAGUACAAGGAAAUCAUAUAGCAUAUACUGUGAGUAAUGGUAUUGUUGUUGCUACAAUUGAUGAUGAGAGCCUGCUGCACAAAGUAACACAGCAACGUUUCUUCUGUGCCAAUAAUUCACUUAAACCUUCCCCUCCAGUUCUAGGUUCUGAUUGCAUAUUAGAACCUGAAGAGGUAUGCAAAGAUUCUUUUGGAUAUCCUAAGGGAGGAGACCCUAUAAUAAUUCACAACAGAGAAGAGGAUGAUUUUAGCGGUGGUUCAUUCGAUCCCAACACCCCAACACCAAUGGGUAUGGGAGGAACACUAGCAACAACAUCACCCUCCAAAUUUAAAAAGAGCCGCAACAUAAGUAGUUUGGCACUUUCUCCCAAUGGUAGACUAUUGGCAGUGGGAGAAUCAGGACACCAGCCCCGGAUCCUAAUAUACUCUUUAGCCCCGGAACUGGAUUUGACUCCGAUAAUGCAAGUGUUUGAACAUUCCUUUGGAAUUCAGCAUUUGCAAUUUUCCCCUGAUCUGAAGUUAUUGGUCAGCUUGGGGGUGGUUAGCGAUGGCUUUAUUAAUGUGUGGAAAAUUGGUUCUUCCUUCAUUUCCCUUUUAUCUCUGAACAAAUGCACUUCUUUGGUGAAUCAAAUUGUUUGGAAGAAUCCACUUUCGUUUGUAACUUUGGGUUUAAGGUUUAUUAAAAUAUGGCAUGUCGAAGGUAAUAAGGUGCUAAAGGGUCGUAAUGUUAUUCUUGGACCAUUGGUGAACUCAAACUUUGUUUCAGGUCAAGCAAUAGAUAUUGAGGAAAUAGCAGUGAUAACCAGUGAAAACCAGUUAGUGCUUUUGAACACUGCUGAUACCAAUUUAAAAUAUAUUGAUUAUAAUUUGAAAGAUCCAGUCAGCAUUACUGGAGAUUCCUCUUCUAUUUGGAUUUUAUCAAAAGAUGGAACUAUUAAUCAUACUCCAAUUGAUCUUUUACAAAUAAGCGAUGAAAUCCCAAAACCAGGACUUAUUAAGCAGUCUUCAAGUCCGUUAAAAAUGGACUCCAUGAAGGCACAUCCUGAUACUAUUCAAGAAAUCAUUAACAUAGUUGACCUUAACAAUGAUUAUUUGGUGUAUUUAACAGGCUCCAAAGGAAUUAAGUUAUUCAACAAAAACGACAAGACUGUUUCGAACCUAACAAUUCCAGUAAUACCAAAUUUGGCAGGUCUUGAUCAAAUUGAAGGGGGGUUGAAGAUUAUGGCACUUGCCGUGAGUGGCGAAGUAAAAUUAAUCAAUAUAGAAAAUGAUGAUCUACAAAUAACGGAUGUGUUUUGCUUUUCCCAAUUCAUAGGAAAUCCGAGUGGUAUUGCCUUUAUUUCUGACAACGAGUUAGCCUUGGGGGACAAAGAAGGGAACUUAUGUUUCUUCAAGAGUAUCAGUGGCUCCGAAUACUCACUAAGUCAACAAUUCAAAGCUCACUCCUCGGCCAUAAAUGAAAUUGUUCAUUUGAAUGUCGAUGGAACUUCAGUGAUUGUAAGUAUUGGGCGAGAUAGAAUGAUCCAAGCAUUUUCAAAGAUUACUGAUGAAUGGGAUUUACUACAAACAUUAAAUUUACAUAAUGGAAAUCUAACACACUUAGAAGUGGAUCGAAAAUACUCCAGAAUAUAUGUGGGCUCGCUGGAUCGAAGUCUAUCCGUUCAUUCAAUAGUCAAAAAUUUAGAAGGAGAGAUAACAGUUAAGCUUGAUAAGGUUAUAUCCUUGAGAACUGCUCCCAUUGCGGUGAAACUUACAGACCAAGAUGUUAUCGUUUCAACAAAUGAUAGAACGCUCCAAAUUUAUAAUAACAAGACUUGCGAAUACAAGAGAACGUUGAAGCUAUUUAAUGAGAAAGAUAGUUUAUUAAUUGAAGAAAUGUUGGUACUUGACCAGCAGAUCAUCGUUUCUUCUUCAGACAGGUCAGUCAGAGUCUUUAAUUAUUCUCUAGGAAGACCAAUUCUGACAUUGUGGGGACAACUGGAUUUAAGACUUUUCAAAGGCGGAGAAAAGUCUAUUUUGGGACUUAAUAGCGAAGGGUGUAUGAUAAGAUAUACAUUUGAGACCCAAGCGAUAGAUGAACCCAUAGUUGCAACAAAAGUUACUAGAAAGAUUGUUCCACCAGUCAGGAAAUUAACCAACUCAUCCAUAAGUAGCAGUUCUGAUAUUUCAAAUGGAAGUAUCAAUCUUUUACCAGCUGAAUCGUCUUCAAAGAAAGCAACUCCAAACUCGAGUCCUCGACUUACUGGUGCAACAAUUAAAAGACUUGAAGCUCGAGGUAUUUCUCCUUCAAGUUUGGUAGGAAGUUCAUCUGUUGGACUUGGAUCAACUUCAAGACCAAGUUCUCGAUCUUCCUCACCUAUGAAGCCCUCAUUGAAUUCACAAUUAUCAUCGGCAUCACUAAAAUCUCCAAUAAAAGAUAAGCCGAUUCUACGAAGCCCAGGAAAAUCGUCUAUUAUUUCACUGUCUCCUGUGUUUGGAGAUAGUCGUCGAAUGAGUUCUCCUUCCCGAACUCCCAUAUCAACAUCAACAAUUGAAGUUAAAUCAUCAUCUUCGAUACGGACGUCUAGGCAAGCCACCUCGUCUCCUUGUAGACCUGGAUCAAGAGGUAUAUGCAUCAAUAAGCCCCAAAUACCUGUUUCACGGUAUCUUGAAGUUCUUGAUAAGAUAAUCGAGUCAUUGGGUCGUGGAGAGAUUGGAGAUGAAGAUAUUCCAUUGUUUACCCUGAAGAUAGACCAUAUAAAAACGAUUAUUGAUAUUUAUGACACUGAUGGAAGUGAUGUGGAGGCUAACAAUGGCAAGACUGCUAUCAAAGACUCUACUCAAUUACUCGAAGACUACAGUGAAAAGUUGAUGCUGAUGGUUAAAAGGAAACUAGACGAUCUUUCAUUUGGUCCGGAUUAA